Drosophila obscura is the source of this 1417-nucleotide messenger RNA. It is a transcript of the gene Sclp, whose product is annotated as leucine-rich repeat-containing protein 20. Gene Ontology annotation, molecular function: protein binding. The transcript is spliced from 4 exons. Bases 285 to 1187 code for a protein of 300 amino acids. Lineage: Eukaryota; Metazoa; Arthropoda; Insecta; Diptera; Drosophilidae. The record is from RefSeq and is a predicted model, not a curated record.
CACGUUCAGUUCGUACCCGGAUCAGUAGGCCGUUCGAAACGAAUUAAAUUUUGAAAAGCGAGACUUUACACCUUUUGGCUGUAACUGCCCCAUAUUCAUUCAGUAAAUUCAGCUCGAAUAGGCAACACACAAAUUCGGUUGUGAUAAAUAAUAAAUAUUUUUUUCGAGUGACGAUCGCAGUGAAGUUUUUCCAAACAAUAAAUUAAUUUACGCAGAAAAAAUACGUCGGUAUACGAAUCCAAGCAAUUGAGGCGCAAAAGAAAAACGAAUUUAACGAUAUUAAGAUGCGGCCUUUUGGGAACGAUAUUACAAACUUUGCAUCCAAUAACAGUGGCGGCAAUGGCGGCGGCAAUGGUGGUGCCAACGGUGGCAACCGCGGUGGCCAUGGCCCCAACAACGGUGGCACCAACGUUCGUGGAGGAGCCAACGGGGCCAACAAUGCCCCCAACAAUCCGACCAACCACGGAGCCAACCCCGAUGGCACAGCUGAUGGCACCACCACCGGAGGAGCCGAUGAAGACUCAAAUGUUGGUGACGAGAACACACCCGUGGACAGUUCGACUGACAGUUCCCCUGACAGUUCGACUGAAAACAUUGAGGAUCCACGGCUGCCAGCGCACAUUGCCCGCAUAGGCGGCAUUGCAUCAUUCUCUCCAAUUGCUGGACGCGGCGUCAUCCGCGUGGUGCAACGCUGUGAAGAUGCAAAGGAGAACAGACAUUUGGAUCUUUCCGAAUGCCAGCUGAUGACAUUGCCAGACGCCGUCUAUCACUUGAUGCGUAACACAGUGUUGCAAACUUGCAACCUGAGCGGCAAUGAUCUCAAAUCAAUCACACCCAAAUUUACGCAGAAAUUCAGCGCCAUAACAGAUCUCAAUCUCUCGUCAAACAAUCUGACGAGACUGCCCGACGAACUAGCCAAUAUGACGGGCCUGGCCAAGCUGAACAUAUCCAAAAAUUCGUUUAUCGUUUUACCUCAAGUUAUCUUUAAGUUAGAGAGUUUGACACACUUGGAUGCUCAGGACAACAAGAUUUUUGAAAUUGAUACCGAUGAGGCUAUAGUGAGCAAAACGCUGGUCGUUGUUGACCUGCGCAACAAUCCGCUGAGCCGCCUGUGCCGUCGCAAGCUCCAGAAUUUUGAGACUUCGUUCCGCAUAGAGAUUAGCAAGGAUGAUGAGGACGACUGGUAGACUCUCGCCAGUCAAUGUCUGACACACACACACACGUCCAAAGAACAAAUCUCUCCUCAUCUCGGGAAGGAAAUGGCGUCUAAUCUGAGCACCACUUCCACGUAUUUAUUCUGUUUAUAGUUGUAUAUUUAACACACAAAGAAAAAAACACACACACACAAAAGAAAACACCUAAAUCGAUUGUUAUAAAAUGAUGAAUUAAAGAAUUGCAUACAUAAUGCAGAUUAUAA